Messenger RNA from Quercus robur (English oak), 1012 nucleotides. RefSeq names its product protein DOG1-like 4. The transcript has a single exon. Gene Ontology annotation, biological process: DNA-templated transcription. The record is from RefSeq and is a predicted model, not a curated record. The coding region runs from base 81 to 827 and encodes 248 amino acids. Lineage: Eukaryota; Viridiplantae; Streptophyta; Magnoliopsida; Fagales; Fagaceae. Gene Ontology annotation, molecular function: sequence-specific DNA binding.
UUACCGGUUUAUAAAUACCAUGCAUAGCACAGCGUUAUUGAUAACCUUGAGCUAGCCUUUGUUUUUUCUCUAUAAACGAAAUGAAAACACAAGUUGAAGAAAGGUUCUCUGAGUUCUAUGAGAAGUGGAUAUACCAACUUGAGGAACAUGUCCAACAACUCAUAAGGGUGCCUAAAGCGAAGCUCAGUGAACCAGAUGAUUCAGAGCUACAAGCUUUGGUGUCAAGGGUUACAAGCCAUUAUAAGGAGUACUAUACUGUGAAAUGGGCUGGUGCUCAUGAAGAUGUGCUUGCUUUCUUCUGUCCAGUAUGGUUGAGUCCUUUAGAGAACGCUUAUUUAUGGGUGACGGGUUGGAAGCCAUCUAUGGCUUUUCAAGUCAUUGACUCAUUGAAAAAGUCUGUGGUGCCUUGUGCUAGUAUGGUGGACAUGUCUGAGACACAGGUGAAGAAGAUUGAGGAGCUGAGGUUGAAAAUAAGGUUGGAGGAAGUGAAAGUGGAGAGGGAAAUGGAGAGGUUGCAGGUGGCUAUGGCGGACCGGAAAAUGGUCGAGUUGGCCCGGCUGGCGAGCCGGGUCGAGAACGGUGAUGUGGUGGGUCAGGUGGAUGGGUUGGUGGAGGUGGCAUUGAAGGGAUUACUGGGUGGAUUGGAGAAGGUGAUGAAAGCUGCAGAUUGUGUGAGGCUGAAGACUUUGAAGGGUGUGUUGGAAGUGCUGAGGCCAUUGCAGUGUGUGGACUUCUUGGCUGCAAUUUGUAUGCUUCAGAUUCGGCGCAGGCAAUGGGGGAAGAUAAGAGAUAGCCAGAAAGAGAAUACAAGUGCUGAGAUCGUCUAAAGUUCUUAGUAACAAACUCAGAAUGGAUGAAUAUAUCUCUUAAGAGUUUUUAAGGUAAUUGCACUAUAAAAUUUUUAAAAUCAUAUCCCUUUAAUUUAAAAUAGAUGAAUUAGAUUUUAUCACAUCAUCAAUAUUUAGAACAAUAUAAAAAAAAAAACCCGAAAACAAUAUAAAUUAUUACUAUU